Glycine soja is the source of this 2765-nucleotide messenger RNA. Its product is annotated as wall-associated receptor kinase-like 14. Gene Ontology annotation, molecular function: protein kinase activity; ATP binding. The coding region runs from base 266 to 2404 and encodes 712 amino acids. Gene Ontology annotation, biological process: protein phosphorylation. The transcript is spliced from 4 exons. The record is from RefSeq and is a predicted model, not a curated record. NCBI's taxonomy places the organism in Eukaryota, Viridiplantae, Streptophyta, Magnoliopsida, Fabales, Fabaceae.
UUCUCCUAUCCAUUAAACAAUUGUCUCUCGAAUGUGAAAAGAAGACAAAGAAAGAAAUAGGCGUGGAAACAACAAACCCUCCACCCCUUUAGUCAAGUCUUCUCAACCAAUUCCAUUUUUUUCCUCCAUACGUUUUCCCAAUCAAUACCCACUCCUCCUAUCUACAAAAUCGCAUGCACUUUCCCAUCCUCAUUCUCCACACAAAAAUUCUUGCAUCAAACACAUAUUUCUAUCUUUUUCCACUUUCGUUAAAACAUUCUCCGCUAUGAUCACUAAACAAAAACAAGAACAACUUCUCUUGUUCCUGAUCUUAGUUUUGGGGAAAAUAGCAUUUUUCAUUAUUCCAACAACGAAUGGCCAAGUGAACCACCACCGCCAGUGCCGCCAAACAUGCGGUUCCUCCAAACCCGUCCCUUACCCAUUCGGAUUCUCCUCCGGCUGCGCAAUCCGCCUGAACUGCACCGCCGGCGUGGCCUCCGUCGGAGAAUUCCCGGUCAAAGUCAACACAGACAGCUUGAUCGUGAGCAUCGAAGCCCAAUGCAAUCGCUCAUUCGAUAGCUUCCACCAUCUGUUCAGCCACAAAUAUGCACCCACUUCGCGAAACGUGAUCCUCUUAGACAACUGCACCGCUACGCCUUUACCCUGCUCCAUUCCGGAGACUCUGGUGCGGACCCACUUCGAAUCCGUGGGCUGUGGCAACGCCUCCGGCACCGGCGAAUUGAGCUGCUACUUCGAGAAAAUAACCAACGGAUUCAUGGAUCAGAGAAUGUUGGAUGAAAUCCGGUGCAAGUACUUUAUGUCGUCCCUUUCAGUGCCAGAUAUCAAAAACAUUUCGGGUACUGCGCCUUUGUCUUUGGGUGUAAAUGUAAUCGAACUUGGAUGGUGGCUUCAGGGAGAUCGAUGUUUAUGUUCUGAUCACGCCAAUUGUACCACGCUUCAGUCGCCGGUGGACAGAAAACCAGGGUUCCGGUGUCGCUGCCGUGACGGGUUCGUCGGCGAUGGGUUUUUGGUCGGAACUGGUUGCCAGAAAGCCUCGUCAUGCAACCCAGCGAAGUACAUGUCUGGUCGAUGUGGAGGAACAACGAGAUUCAUAGUCUUAAUUGGUGGGUUUGUUAUUGGCGUUUCACUGAUGGUUACUUUGGGUUCACUAUGUUGUUUCUACCGCCGACGCUCCAAAUUGAGAGUGACAAAGAGCACGAAAAGGCGUUUAACCGAAGCCACUGGCAACAAUAGUGUUCCUAUCUAUCCCUACAAAGACAUUGAGAAAGCCACGAAUAGUUUCUCAGAGAAGCAACGGCUUGGAACUGGAGCAUACGGGACUGUUUAUGCUGGGAAACUCUACAACGAUGAAUGGGUUGCCAUCAAAAGGAUAAAACACAGAGACACUGACAGUAUUGAGCAAGUAAUGAACGAGAUCAAGCUCCUUUCUUCAGUGAGCCACACCAAUUUAGUUCGUUUGUUGGGUUGCUCCAUUGAAUACGGAGAACAAAUCCUAGUGUACGAGUUCAUGCCCAAUGGAACACUGAGUCAGCAUUUGCAGAAGGAGAGAGGGAGUGGUCUUCCUUGGCCAGUUCGACUCACGAUUGCCACUGAAACUGCACAAGCCAUAGCACAUCUUCAUUCAGCCAUUUGUCCCCCCAUUUACCACAGGGACAUCAAGUCCAGUAACAUACUCUUGGACUACAAUUUCAGGUCCAAAGUUGCAGAUUUUGGUCUUUCUAGACUUGGGAUGACCGAAAUAUCCCACAUUUCGACAGCCCCACAAGGAACCCCCGGCUACGUUGAUCCACAGUACCAUCAAGACUUUCACCUCUCUGACAAGAGCGACGUGUAUAGCUUGGGUGUUGUUCUUGUUGAGAUCAUAACGGGACAGAAAGUGGUGGACUUUUCACGCCCACAUAACGAAGUGAACCUGGCUUCUCUUGCUGCGGAUAGGAUCGGGAAAGGGCUUUUAAAUGAGAUUAUAGACCCAUUCCUUGAAGCCGAAGCAAGAAGUGACGCAUGGACUCUUUCCUCCAUACACAAGGUGGCUGAGCUUGCAUUCAGAUGCCUUGCGUUCCAUAGGGACAUGAGGCCUUCGAUGACAGAAGUGGCUUCAGAGUUAGAGCAACUUAGUUUGAGUAGGUGGACAACAAUGGGAGACAACAAUUGUGCAACCUCAACGGAAUUGUCCUCUUGCUCUUCCUCCUCAAAUGAAAGUGAGAAACCACUAAGCACCGGAAUGAAGAAUGCUGGAGGGGCAAAGGGUAAAGGCCACCUCAAGCUCCAAACUGGGCCUGUUCAUUUAAUGUCAUUACAAAGGCCCAAUAGUAACUCACCGGUCUCGGUGCAAGACCAAGAGCUGUGGUUGAGUGAGCAGAGUUCUCCUUCAUCGAAUAGUUUUCCAAGCAAGUCAUUUGAUUGAUCAGCCAAGACAGCUCUUUGUUUUUAUCGAAUAGUUUGUUUGUAAAUCAUUUGAAUUACCUCGAAGGAGGCAAACAAACAAACAUGAAUUCAUUUCUCACUAAGGUGGCUUUGAAGGACAUGCAUUUGCACAGGGAUAGCAUCUUUUGUGUUAUGAAGUCACAUUUUAGGAGAAAUAUAGUUUAUGGAAAAAAUUAACCAAAUCCAUGAGACAAAUGUUAAGAACUAGGAAUUACCUUAGGUUAUGUUUAGAUUAACGGUAAAGAGUGGAAUGGAGGAAAAUGGAAAAGUUAUUCUGUUGUUUAUAUAAUUUGUAAAAAUGACAUUGAAGAAGAUAAAACUUAAUCCAUUCCAUUUCAUUA